Messenger RNA from Ostreococcus tauri, 945 nucleotides. RefSeq names its product Protein-tyrosine phosphatase, active site. Gene Ontology annotation, biological process: 7-methylguanosine mRNA capping; dephosphorylation. NCBI's taxonomy places the organism in Eukaryota, Viridiplantae, Chlorophyta, Mamiellophyceae, Mamiellales, Bathycoccaceae. The transcript has a single exon. Bases 1 to 945 code for a protein of 314 amino acids. The record is from RefSeq and is a predicted model, not a curated record. Gene Ontology annotation, molecular function: protein tyrosine/serine/threonine phosphatase activity; mRNA guanylyltransferase activity.
AUGGCGCCAAAGUCUCGACUCGGGCGAAGCGCGCGUGACGCCCGACGAUGGUCCUCCGAUGACGUCGACGGCGACGCGUCGUACGACGAACGACGGGAACGAAUGGAUGUUCGCUUCGCCGCCGUGGCCGAGGACGAGCGACCGGUGAUGCCGCGCGUGAGCGACGAACGGGCGCGGGAGGGGGUGGAGGCGGGGACGUCGAUGCCGGAGACAGGGGCGGUGGACGCGGAGGCGCCGAGCGUGCUGAAAAAGUUGCAAAAGUGGGGUGAUUACGAAUCGUGCGGAGACGUCGUGCGCGGGACAAAGUUGAUUCCGAUGAAGACGCCGUUGAGCGCGCGGUACGUCGAGGAUCGGUGCGCGCACGCGCUGACGAUGGAUAUAUUACUGCGUGAGCAGCGAGCGUUGGGUAGGGAGAUCGGAUUAAUAGUGGACCUGACGAAUCACGACUGUCUGUACGAGGAGGACGUCCCGGCGUCGGUGUCUCGGACGCACGUCAGAAACGUCGCGAAGACCGUUCCGAGCGUGGGUGAUUGUCGACGCGCGUCGAAAGUGGUGAAUGAUUUCUUAUCGAGCGACGCUGGGAAAGAUCGCUACGUCGCCGUGCACUGUGCGUACGGAUUCAAUCGAACGGGCUUCAUGAUUUGUUGCCACUUGGUGGAGACGCUCGGGGUAUCGCCCGAGGAGGCGCUCGAGCUCUUCGCCGAGGCACGCCCGCCCGGAUUGAAGCACCAGCAUUUCCGGUGCGAACUUAUCGAGCGAUAUGCUGCGUUACGCUCGGGCGCGACGGAGGUGUUCGAGCGCAGGAGGCACGCCAUGCGCCGCUCGUUUGAGUCCGAGCCCGAUUUCCUCACCUACUACGAGGAAGGCGACGUCAACGACUCACUGGACAUCGACAUGUCUCGCAAGCACUGGAUGAGCGCCAAGCGAGCACACGACGCGUCGUGA